AUGAUGACGGCGAUUACCCUACUUCUUGCGCCUCUGACAUUUGUUCACGCCAUGAGCACUCCCAACGUCAUUACCGGGUUGGGAGCGGCGAACAAAGUUUCCAACGCGACCGGAGCUACAUGUGGUGUCGGAUAUACUUACUGCGGGUACAUCCUGCAGGAACAGAAGCACUUUGACAUGGGCGCCAUUCUCACCGCGUACUGCGCCGGAGGCGAUUGCGACUCUGCGACUGGCACUACGAAGACUGACCCACUGCAGGCCUUGUACGUAUGCCUUCCACAGGCGGCAGUCCCGAAAAAGCGCAACACCGACGACGACAAGCCCUACUCCGGGCCAGUCAAGCUGGAGCUUCUGUGUGCUUGCAGCGGGAAGCCGUUUAAAGGCGAGAAGAAUGUGUGCUUGAACCCGGAUGCCGACCACAUUGGUCGCUGCAGUACGCCGUGCAUGAAUUCCAAUUGUGUUGGACAACAUUAA
Diaporthe amygdali is the source of this 474-nucleotide messenger RNA. RefSeq lists its product as uncharacterized. The transcript is spliced from 2 exons. Bases 1 to 474 code for a protein of 157 amino acids. NCBI's taxonomy places the organism in Eukaryota, Fungi, Ascomycota, Sordariomycetes, Diaporthales, Diaporthaceae. The record is from RefSeq and is a predicted model, not a curated record.